Molecule: messenger RNA, 714 nt
Organism: Danaus chrysippus (African queen)
Lineage: Eukaryota; Metazoa; Arthropoda; Insecta; Lepidoptera; Nymphalidae
Source: the annotation of a GenBank genome assembly
AUGAAGGUGUACUGCCUGGUAUUGUUUGUUGCGGCGGCUGCGGCUCUGCCGAUGGCUAAGGAGGAUGGCGUCAUGGAGAAAUUCAUCUCAACGUUACGGGAUUGCGUGGAAACCGACACCAUGUUGUGUUUGAAGGAAAAGGCAAUGAAGUUUACUGAGAACUUGGCAGUGGCGAAGGACUUCAGCGUAGUUGAUGGCAUCUCUUUCUCAAGAACUGGGUCACCGAGAUCUGCUAGGAGCUACGAACCCUUACCCGAAGAACCUAAAGCAAGGGAACUGCUAGUUGAGGAAAGGAUUAUGGACAAUGUAGUAGACUUCCUGGACAACCACGCUCUGCAACUCAGGAUGCCUAAAGCCUUCACUGAAGAUAACUCUGUUGAUGAAGAAGGCCGUGGCAAGAAGAAGAAGAAGCUGAAGAAACUCCUCCCAAUCCUCGCUCUCAUCAAGCUGAAGUUGACUGCCCUCAUUCCUCUGUUCCUUGGUAUCAUUGCCUUCGCAGUCUUCAAGGCUUAUCUCCUAGGAAAGAUCGCCUUCAUUGCAGCCGCGUUUGGAGCUCUGAAGAAACUCCUUGAAUCGAAGUCCAAGAGCGGCGGUGGUGGAUGGUCGGAACCACCUCAUGAAGAACAUGGCUGGGAAAGCCAAGGUGGUGGAGGCUGGGGAAGAUCCCAGGAUGCCCAGAACAUGGCUUACGGAGCUCAUGUCAAGCAGGCGUAA